AUGAAAUCCUUUAUAAUUAAUCCAAGGAAAGAUGAAGAAAUAAGAAAUGAAAUAGCUACAGAUAGCUCGACAGUGAACGGAAUAAAUAUUAAUGAUAUAAAUAUAAAUGAUAUAGAAGAAAAUAUAAAAGAUAUAAAUACAGAGAAAGUAAAGAAGGAUGAAAAUAAUUCUAUAGAAUAUUAUUUAUUUGAUGUUGAAUCUUAUAAUAAUAAUAAUAAUAUAAAUAAUGGGGAGAAUUUUCUUGAUUUAAGUUCUAUACGUUCAAGUUAUUUAUGUGAUAAUAAAAAGAAAAAAGCGAAAAAAAAAAAGAGCAGUUAUUUAAAAAAACAAUUAAAAAUAUAUAAAAAGAAAUAUAAAAUAUUGCCUGAACAUAAUAUAGAUCAAGAUACGAAUUAUGAAGAAUCUGUAAAAAAUGAAAAUAGUAAAGAUUAUAAAAUAUAUGAAUUAAAAGAUAUAAAAGAAGAUAAAGAUACAAAUGAAUAUAUAACAUCAAAAACGAAAGAUAUCUAUGGUAUGAAAAAAGAUGUAUAUGUUAAUGUAAUCAAAUUUAUUAUACUUAUAUCAUCCAUAUUUUCAUUCGGAUCAUUUAGUACAACCAUAACAAAAUAUAUAAUCUUUGUUAAAAAAUUUAAUUACACUCAAAUAGUAACACUCAUCGAAUUUUUGAUAAUGUAUAUUAUCUUGCGAAUAGUCAUUUUUUUUACAAAAAUGAAAUGCUCAACAAAUUUGACGAGGAAGGAAUAUAUAAAAUAUAUAAUUUCGA
Messenger RNA from Plasmodium gaboni, 763 nucleotides. RefSeq names its product putative triose or hexose phosphate/phosphate translocator. The transcript has 2 exons. Lineage: Eukaryota; Apicomplexa; Aconoidasida; Haemosporida; Plasmodiidae. The record is from RefSeq and is a predicted model, not a curated record. The annotation marks the transcript as partial.